Klebsormidium nitens is the source of this 869-nucleotide messenger RNA. NCBI's taxonomy places the organism in Eukaryota, Viridiplantae, Streptophyta, Klebsormidiophyceae, Klebsormidiales, Klebsormidiaceae. The record is from the annotation of a GenBank genome assembly.
GGAGAAAUUAGGGUUCCAAGCUCAAUCGAUCAAGAGACGUACAGCCAGAGCUAGGAAGCCUGAACCUUGAGCGCUAUUAUUGUGCAUGCCGGUCUGCGCUUGUGGGACUGCAUCUUGACAGGAAUACGUUUCCUCCAUCUUGACCUUGGACCCAGGUUGCUACAUAUUGCAGGACAGCCCUGAAAGUAAGUGCAGGCGCAAUGUCCUCGUGCUGUAGACGGGCAGCUAUCCCUCUUCUUCUCCUGGUUGUGCUGUACUUGAGUGCAGGAGCCCUGAGCAAACCGACUAUCAACUCGUUCGAUUCCAAGCUCCAGAGCGUGGUGAAUCAGGGCCAAACAGAAGGUGCCAUUCAACAGGGGGAACCAAUGUCAAAGACCUCCUGGCCGGAGCUUAUGGGAGCCACUGGGUUGCAGGCUAAAAGCGUUAUUGAAACAGAGUCUCCUAACAAGCUGUCUAUCUUCAUUGUGCCUGAGGAUGCCAUUGUCACCAUGGAUUACAAUCCUCUGCGUGUGCGCAUCUAUGUAAACAAGGAAGCCAAAGUUGUAAGGCCGCCAAUGGUGGGAUAGAAUUGAUCAAAGCGGAAUAGUAUGCCAUGGAGAUGCUCCAGAGCUGACUCAGCUCAAAAAUGUUCUAUGUCAUUGACUGUCAGCAACCAGGGUUUGAACAUUGAACGCAGGUUAUAAGAUGCAACCUUCGAUAGCAUGAUAACUGGUUAUGUAUUUGAGACUUGAUAUGUAGUACUUACCAGCAGGACUCUUCCGCAGAAUGACCAGAAUCGUUGAUGGGUUCCGAGUUUCCGCUGAAUUAAUGCAUGCCCAAUGAUUCGUUGUUAUAGGCGCGAUCGUUGAUCUCAAUGGCAAUUUGACAGA